AUGGCCUCAACCUCGCUGACGGGCGUCGCCGUUGUCGCCUUCGCCGUGUAUUGGGCUGGUCUGGUGCUAUAUCGGCUGUUUCUCCACCCCCUCGCCAAGUUUCCGGGGCCUCGUUUGGCCGCAAUAACGCCUUGGUAUGAGGCCUACUACGAGAUCAUUCGAAAUGGCCAGUACUCGAAGAAGAUAUCGCAGUUACACGAUCAGUAUGGGCCCAUUGUAAGGGUCACCCCCGGAGAACUCCACAUUAGGGACUCGCGCUUCUUCGAGAGCGUGUACCCCAAAAAUGUACAUCUCCACAAAGAAGGAUGGGACAAGCGCUUCGGCAGCGAGGGCGGCUUGCUCCCAACACCUGAUGCUCAAGUCCACAAACGGCGCCGUGCAGCUCUGAGUCCUAUGUUCUCUCGGAGGUCCAUCAUAGAGUUCAUCCACAUCAUCCAUCGGCAUGUGGAGACGUUUGCGACUCGCAUGCAAGAGUUUGAGGGUCGCAAGGAGCCUUUGAACCUUACGCAUGCCUUCCCCGCGUUGACCGGAGAUAUCAUCAUGGAUUACUUCUUCGGGUUCAACUAUGCCCAGCUUAAGAACCCGGAAUUUGCCUCUUUUCAUGAGGCUUUCAUCAAGAUCGGAUCGACGGGCCACGUGGCGACGCAGUUUCCUGCAAUCUUCCCGAUUAUGAACUCGAUUCCGGACGGCAUUACUGCGUGGCUGCAGCCUGCAGCUGAGCCCCUGUUAAAGUUCAAGCGUGAUCAACGGGAAGUAAUCGCCCGUACUUUGAGAGGCGAUGAUGUCAAGGUCAAUGAUGCGCAAAAGACCAUCUUCCAGGAAAUCUUGGGCUCCAAACAGCUCCCACCGGAAGAUAAGACGCAGCAGCGGCUCGAAGAUGAAGCCCAGAUUGUUAUUGGAGGCGGUGUCGAAACGACGGCUUUCGCCCUUGGCAUUGCUGCCUUCCAUAUCAUCAACAAGCCUGAGAUUUAUAAGCGACUUCACGCCGACCUUGUCAAAGCUUUCCCGAACCGCGCCACCCUUGAGCUUCAAUCGCUUGAGCAGAUGCCCUACCUGAGGGCCUGUAUCAUGGAAGCCGUGCGCAUGGGCUACGGCCUGAGCGCGCGCAACCCGCGAACGCACGACAAGCCGUUGCACUACAAAGAGUGGAUCAUUCCUGCCGGCACGUGUAUCUCUCAGAGCAUCCCUGACGUGAGCCAUGAUGAGGCUCUCUUCCCGCAAUCUCGCGAGUUCAUCCCAGAGCGGUGGCUGGACGACCCGAAGACGAGCGAUGGUAUCCCGCUGGAUAGAUUUAUGGUCUCGUUUGGUCGUGGCACGAGGUCCUGUUUGGGAAUCACUCUGGCGUGGACGGAGCUUUACCUUACUCUCGGCAUGAUGUUCCGCCGCUUCAAAUUCGAGCUCUUUGAAGCUGACGUUACGGACGUUGAGAUGGCCCACGACUAUUUCAUCCCCGUCACCAGCCUCAAAUCGAAGGGCGUGAGGGUUUUCGUCACCUCUGCGGCCGAUUAG
Molecule: messenger RNA, 1509 nt
Organism: Paraphaeosphaeria sporulosa
Lineage: Eukaryota; Fungi; Ascomycota; Dothideomycetes; Pleosporales; Didymosphaeriaceae
Product: cytochrome P450
Exons: 7
Coding region: 1-1509 (502 amino acids)
Molecular function (GO): heme binding; monooxygenase activity; iron ion binding
Source: RefSeq, a predicted model, not a curated record